UACAGAACAAGCCCAGCCAGUUCUCUACAGGGAGCGUCUGAGACUCAAGGAAAUGACAAGAGAAUAAAACUCACAACUAGAGACUCUCCCACUGCUGCUAGGAUGAGUGUCUCUCAGGAGAGAGAGGAGGCUGCAGGUCCCAGUAAAACACCCAGACCAGAGUCUGCAGCACACAGCUGUGUGCAACAAAGCAGCAAAGCAACACACUCUGAUGGAGGCCCACAGACCCACAGACCUCCAUCUCCAGUGCCCAGCUGUGUGUCCAUGAAGAGUGAUGCGUCCAUGGGUAAUAUGCCCUACUUCAGCAGUGAACCAGCUCCAUCAGGUCUAGAGUUAAGGGCUGAACUGACCCAGGAUCUAGGACCAAGGAGACACCUGCACACUGGACAUACACCAGCCAGAAAGAGGGAACUAGAUGAGGACCUGAGGAGAGUUAUAAAGAAUCACAAAGCCAGUUUGAAGAGGAGGUUUGAGAACAUCUCUGAAGGCAUCAUCAAACCAGGAGCUGAGAUACUCCUCAAUAAGAUCUACACAGAGCUCUACAUCACAGGAGGAGAGAGUGAAGGGGUGAAUAAGGAACAUGAGGUUUGGCAGGUAGAGUCAGCGUCCAGAUCUCAAUCCACAGAAGACAUACCCAUCAACUGCAACGACAUCUUCAAGCCCUUACCUGGACAGGAGAAGCACAUCAGAACUGUGAUGACCAAAGGUGUUGCUGGUAUUGGAAAAACUGUCUCAGUUCAGAAGUUCAUUCUUGAUUGGACAGAUGGGGUAGCCAAUCAUGAUGUAGAUUUUAUGUUUCCCCUUUCUUUCCGUGAGCUUAAUUUAGUCAGGGAUCAUAGGUACAGUCUCCACAGGUUCCUGCUUGACUUCCACCCUGAGUUGAAGGAGCUGAAUGAUGGUGAAGAAUACAAAGACUGUCAGGUUAUGUUCAUCUUUGAUGGUUUGGAUGAGAGUCGGUUGACUCUGCACCUGAAGGAAAAGAGUAAGUUGUCUGAUGUGAAACAAACAUCAUCAGUGAAUGUUCUGAUGACGAGCCUCAUUCAGGGAACUCUGCUUCCCUCUGCACUCAUCUGGAUAACCUCACGACCAGCAGCAGCCAGUCAGAUUCCUGCUCAGUAUAUCAACCUGAUAACAGAAGUACGAGGAUUCAAUGACCCACAGAAAGAAGAGUACUUCAAGAAGAGAAUCAGUGAUGAGAGUCAUGCCAACAGUAUCAUCUCACACAUUAAGGCAUCCAGGAGUCUCCAUAUUAUGUGCCACAUUCCAGUCUUUUGUUGGAUUGCAGCUACUGUACUUCAGCAGAUGCUGGAAAAGAACAUUGAAGACAUUCCCAAAACGCUGACUGAGAUGUUCAUACACUUCUUGCUCAUCCAAACCACAAGAAAGGAUCAGAAGUAUCAGAGUGGAUCUGAAACAGAUACAAAGAAACUCCUCAAAUCUCAGAGGAAAAUUUUACUGAAGCUGGCAGAACUGGCUUUCAAGAAUCUAGAGAAUGGCAAUCUCAUUUUUUAUGAGAAAGACCUGAAAGAGUGUGGCAUUGAUGUCAGUGAAGCUUCAGUGUACUCUGGCAUGUGCACUGAGAUCUUCAAGACAGAAAAUCUAGAAUCUCAAAAGAAGAAGGUCUACUGCUUUGUGCAUCUGAGUGUCCAGGAGUUUCUGGCAGCUGUGUUUGUGUUUCACUCGUAUUUGGCUAAGAAACUUGAGGCAUUAAAAUGCUUCCUCAGUGAACAGGAAAGAGAUGAACUCAAUCCAUCAUUUUUAUCUAACGUUGUAUCAGCAUUUGGAGGACAAACACAAGACAACUUACAUGUUUUACUUAAGAGGGCAGUUGAUAAGGCUUUGGAGAGCCAGAACGGACACCUGGAUCUCUUCCUUCGCUUCCUGAUGGGUAUUUCUGUGGAGAGAAAUCACAAACUUCUGCCAGGUCUACUGAGCAACACACACAACAGUUCUCACAGUAUUAGGGAAACAUGUCAGUACAUGAAGAAGCUCAACAGAGAAGGUCUCUCCCCUGAACGAUGCAUCAAUCUUUUCCACUGCUUAUUUGAAAUGAAUGAUGAUUCCAUGCACAAAGAAAUUCAGACACUCUUGUCAUCACCAAAGAACAUCAAACAGAAGUUAUCUCCUGCCCACUGUUCAGCACUGGCCCACAUGCUUCUGAUGUCUGAGGAUGUGCUGGAUGAGAUUGAGCUGAAGAAAUACAACACAUCAGAUGAGGGACGCAGGAGACUGAUCCCAGCUGUGAGUUGCUGCAGAAAGGCACGACUUGCUGAAUGCAAACUCUCAGAUAAGUCCUGUGGAAUUGUGGCUGCUGUUCUACAGUCACCAAACUCCCUGAUAGAGCUGGACCUGAGUCACAAUGACCUGGGAGAUUCUGGAGUCCAUCUUCUCUCUAAGGGACUGUCUAGUCCCCACUGCAAACUGCAGACCUUAAGACUUGCUGGAUGCAAACUCUCAGAGAAGUCCUGUGGAAUUGUGGCUGCUAUUCUACAGUCACCAAACUCCCUGAUAGAGCUGGACCUGAGUCACAAUGACCUGGGAGAUUCUGGAGUCCAUCUUCUCUCUAAGGGACUGUCUAGUCCCCACUGCAAACUGCAGACCUUAAGGCUCUCUGAUUGUCUCAUCACAGAGAAGGGUUGUGGUUUUCUGGCUUCAGCUCUGACUUCAAACCCCUCCCAUCUAAAAGAGCUGGAUCUGAGCUACAAUCAUCCUGGAGAAUCAGGACUGAAGCUGUUAUCUGCUAGACUGGAGGAUCCUGCCUGUAAACUGGAGAUGCUUAAAACUGACUACGCUUCUUUACACAGAGCACGAGCACGUCUGCUGAGAUUUUCCUGUGAGUUCACACUGGACCCAAACACGGCACACAGACGUCUCCUUCUGUCUGAGGGGAACAGGAAGGUGACGCGGGUGAGAGAGCAGCAGCCGUAUCCUGACCACCCAGACAGAUUUACUGUCUCCCAGGUGCUGAGCAGAGAGCCUCUGACUGGACGCUGCUACUGGGAGUGGGAGUGGAGUGGGGACAAUGUUGAAGUGGGAGUGGCCUAUAAAAGCAUCAGCAGGAGUGAAGAUACCAGAUACUCUGCCCAGGCCUGGUGUCUGGACUGUUACAGUGACACAUACAGACCCAGACACAAUGGAAAUCAGACUGUUCUACCCGUCCCCCCCGCAGGCUCCAGGAGAGUAGGAGUGUAUGUGGAGCGUGAGGUCGGCACUCUGUCCUUCUACAGGGUCUCCUCUGAUACUCUCACACACCUGCACACCUUCACCACCACAUCCACUAGUGAGCCCCUACAUGCAGCGAUUUGGGUUCAAACUGACUCAUCAGUGUCUCUCAUCUAGAUCACAUGACACUCACACACACACACACACACACACACACACACACACACACACCUACCUCUAUACCUACCCACAUGACCUAGACACACACACACACACACACACACACACACACACACCUGUGCUUACAUACAUACAGACAAGCACUCACACACACACACACACACACACACACACACACACACACACACACACACACACACACACACACACACACACACACACACCUGUGCUUACAUACAUACAGACAAGCGCUCACACACACACACACACACACAUACACACUCACACACACACACGCACACGCACGCACGCACACACACACACACACACACACACACACACACACACACACACACACACACACACACACAAACACUUUGGAUUAGUAGGCUCAUCAGUGUCUCUGAUCACAUGACCUGCUGUGUCCUGCAGUACACACACACACACACACACACACACACACACACAUACACACUCACACACACACACACACACACACACACACACACACACACACUCACACACACACACACACACACACACACACACACACACACACACACACACACACACACACACACACACACACACACACACACACACACACACACACCACACACACCACACACACACACCUGUGCUUACAUACAUACAGACAAGCACUCACACACACACACACACACACACACACACAUACACACUCACACACACACACACACGCACACACACGCACACACACACACACACACACACACACACACACACACACACACACACACACACACACACACACACACACACACACACACACACACACACACUCACACAAACACUUUGGAUUAGUAGGCUCAUCAGUGUCUCUGAUCACAUGACCUGCUGUGUCCUGCAGUACACACACAGGAAGGUGACGUGGGUGAAGAAGGAGCAGCCGUAUCCUAAACACCCAUACAGAUUUACUCACUAUGGCGAUUUGGGUUUAUCCUGACUCCUCCUCAGUGUCUCUGAUCUAGAUCACAUGACCUACACACACACACACACACACACACACACACACACACACACACACACACACACACACACAGAAACCUAUACUCUCUCUCUCACACACACACACACACACACACCCACACACACACUGUUGUGCUAGUAGGGGCAGUUUUCAGUGUCUGCUCCCCUACAGGCCGUGCGUCCCGUUGCAUCCCGCUGAGGUGCUUACAAUUGUAGGCACGUUUUAUAAAGACAGUAUAUCUGCACCUCCACCCUCUUAUACACUUACUCUUAUACUCUUAUACACUUACGUGGCAUGGCUUACAUGUCUACCCUGACGUCCGGGCUCUCUCUCGCGCGCUCCCACCUCCCAUCCGCUCCCAUCAUCCUUUGUUCUUUGUUUAGGCUUUUGUUUAGUGAUUGAGUUUCACAAGCAUUUCUCCCCGUAUGGGAUUAAUCUUUGUCAUCUUUAAUUUAUAAUUCUUCUAUAGAGCAGGUGGUAUUUGGGUGUUGGGUUUUCACGUUUGUUAGUUAAGGUUUAGUUGUGUCUUAAUGGACCCCGGAAGACUCACGGCAAACCCUCGUGUUUUAUUUCUGGUCGGGAGUGAGGCAAGUGCAUCUUCUCCGUAGUUAUGUGUGGUCAGGGUUUUCCAUCUGUUUUGUAAACUUUGUUUAUGUCUGAAUCACUUUCAUUUAAUAAAUUAAGUUGUAUACACCGUU
Messenger RNA from Sardina pilchardus (European sardine), 5049 nucleotides. RefSeq names its product NACHT, LRR and PYD domains-containing protein 12-like. The coding region runs from base 103 to 3339 and encodes 1078 amino acids. The transcript is spliced from 10 exons. Lineage: Eukaryota; Metazoa; Chordata; Actinopteri; Clupeiformes; Clupeidae. Gene Ontology annotation, molecular function: protein binding. Gene Ontology annotation, biological process: intracellular signal transduction. The record is from RefSeq and is a predicted model, not a curated record.